Euleptes europaea (tarantolino) is the source of this 1382-nucleotide messenger RNA. It is a transcript of the gene THUMPD2, whose product is annotated as THUMP domain containing 2. NCBI's taxonomy places the organism in Eukaryota, Metazoa, Chordata, Lepidosauria, Squamata, Sphaerodactylidae. Gene Ontology annotation, molecular function: tRNA (guanine) methyltransferase activity; RNA binding. The record is from RefSeq and is a predicted model, not a curated record. The coding region runs from base 1 to 1251 and encodes 416 amino acids. Gene Ontology annotation, biological process: tRNA methylation. The transcript has 10 exons.
AUGGCUGCCGGAGCGCCGCCGAAGGAGACCUCGGGCUCCUGCCGCGCCGGUGGGAUCUCGGCCCGUUAUUUCUGCACGGCCGGACGGGGGAUGGAGCCCUUCCUGCUCCGGGAGGUGCAGGCGAGGCUGGGCGCCACGCAGGUGGAGUAUGUAUCGGGGAAGGUUUUCUUUGCCACCAAUGCCGAGCUGCGUACGCUGAAGAAGCUGAAAUCUGCUGAGCGGUUGUUUUUACUGCUGAAAAAAUAUCCUCCACUUUCCGUCUCUAAAAAUAAAGGAAGAGUAAUCCGUGAUAUUCAGAAACUUGUAAAUGAGGAUUCCAGGAUUUGGCUGGAUAUUGUUACUGUUUGGAAAAGUCUUCAUGGUCAAGAAGUAAAAGAAAAAAAUGUGAGUCAGGAAUAUCCAAAUUUGCAAAAACGGAAAUCUGAAGAGGAAGGCAGUACAAACAACAAAAGGCAGAAAAGAGAAAAACUGUUGGCGACUAUUUCUGCUGAGAGUCAAAUAGAAGAUCAAGAGAGAGGUGACAUGUCUGAAACUGAUACAGACAAUGUUUUGUCUGAAGGCAAAUUAUGUCUGGAGAAGGCUUGGGAAAGUAUCCAAGAGAAGUGUGUUGAGGGCAGUAGCAGCUUCAGCUUCCGAGUGUCUUGCCGCUGUAGUGGAGCCCCUGCUAAAGUAUUUCCUGCACAGAUUGUGGGAAGAAUAAUUGGAAUAGCUCUUAUGAAGCAUUUUGGAUGGAAGGCAGAUCUGAGAAAUCCUGAUAUAGAGAUCUUUGUUCACCUAAAUGAUGAUUACUCUGUGAUUGGGAUCCCUGUUUUCAGACUUCCCUUGGCGAGCAGAGCAUAUAUCAAAACUGCUGGGUUGCGAUCUACCGUUGCUUGGGCUAUGGCAUCCUUUGCUGAAAUCCAAACUGGUGACUUUGUGUUGGAUCCUACAUGUGGCCUUGGAACAGUACUUCUGGAAGCUGCAACUGAAUGGCCUGAUGCACAUUAUUUGGGAACUGACAUAAGUGAUUCACAGUUACAAGGAGCCUAUUCUAAUAUCAGAGCGGCAGGCUUGGUGGGUAAAAUCGACUUAUUGAAAGCUUCUGCGACAGGAUUGCCAUUGUCUCCAAAAAGCAUCAAUGUUGUUUUUGCCGACAUCCCAUUUGGGAAGAAGUUCAAAAUAACGGAUGACAUGAGGUUACUACCAAAUGUUUUGCAAGAAAUUGAAAGGCACGGUGCUUUGUGUUGGAGGGACUGUUGUGCUGUUGCUUAGUCAAGAACUCCAUAAGUGCAUCAACGGCGGCAUUUCCAGUGGUCCUGAGACUGAGAAUCACAACUCUGUGGAAUCUAUGAGCGACUGUACAGAAUGUGCAGUGGUAUCACUUGAGUCAAACACCCAGGAAA